AUGGUCUCCCCCACAGGUCCCACCGGGCUCGCCCUGUUUCUGUUCUGCUGCUCCGGACUCUGGCUGGCCGUCCACACGGCUCCCGCCACGGAUUCCCUCUGCCAGACGAUCAUCAAAGAAUUAAAGGGCUUAUAUGAGGAAAUUUUGAAAGUCCAGGAGGACGAAGUGGGGCUCCCCGCAUCUCCCUACCAGCUGCCGUCUCUCACCCACUGCUGCCAGCCGCCCCGCGUCAACGGCUCCGCCAUCCUGCCCUACAUCCAGGCCAUUAAACCACAUGUCACAAACGCCACCGUCAUCGGGCAGGUCGAGGAGCAGCUGGUCAAAAUCAAAAACCAUUGUGAAGGAGGCCCCGACGCUCCGCUGCCUACGGUGCCUUCCAAGCCCUUCGAGCGCAAAUGGUUCAUCUCAGGCGUUUUACGAGAGCUUUCUGCAAACUUGAAGUCGUCGUAA
This is a messenger RNA of Phyllostomus discolor (pale spear-nosed bat), 450 nucleotides long. RefSeq names its product interleukin 31 (gene IL31). Gene Ontology annotation, molecular function: cytokine receptor binding; cytokine activity. The transcript is spliced from 3 exons. Bases 1 to 450 code for a protein of 149 amino acids. The record is from RefSeq and is a predicted model, not a curated record. NCBI's taxonomy places the organism in Eukaryota, Metazoa, Chordata, Mammalia, Chiroptera, Phyllostomidae.